Molecule: messenger RNA, 6583 nt
Organism: Procambarus clarkii (red swamp crayfish)
Lineage: Eukaryota; Metazoa; Arthropoda; Malacostraca; Decapoda; Cambaridae
Product: MAP kinase-activated protein kinase 2
Biological process (GO): peptidyl-serine phosphorylation; protein autophosphorylation; intracellular signal transduction
Cellular component (GO): cytoplasm; nucleus
Molecular function (GO): calcium/calmodulin-dependent protein kinase activity; calmodulin binding; ATP binding
Source: RefSeq, a predicted model, not a curated record
GGAAAUCUGUGACGUUGAACGGGAUAAUUUUUGGACCUUUUUUGAACUAGCUAUUGGAUGUUGUGGUGGUGGAGGCUGCAUCUCCUGUCUCGUCUCCUGGCCAGUGAUCUCCUCUCCUGCAGUAUCCACACCAAGCUCUAGUGACAUGUGAGCCCCAUACACCUCUCAUAGUUGUGGUUGCCUCUCCCACCAUGAUGGAAGAGCCGAUGAUGGUGGAGGAGGCGGAGGACGGGAGCAGGAGCCGUGCUGGUGUGUGUGUCCUCAACACCAAGUCUAAACCCAUCCUGGAGGACUAUGUCAUCUCCAGCACCGUGCUGGGUCUGGGCAUCAAUGGCAAGGUGGUCGAGUGCUUCAGUAAGAGAGACCACAAGAAGUAUGCCCUCAAGGUUCUGCGUGACAGCUCAAAGUCUAGACGAGAGGUGGACCUGCACUGUCGGGGUUCAACUUGCCCACAUGUUGUAGCAAUAAUUGAUGUCUAUGAAAAUGUUUACAACAAUCAGAAGUGUUUAUUAGUUGUUAUGGAGUGCAUGGAAGGUGGAGAACUAUUCCAGAGAAUUCAGGAUCGAGCUGAUGGUGCAUUUACUGAGCGUGAAGCAGCCUGUAUCAUGCGAGAAAUUUGUGUGGCAGUUCAACAUUUACAUCUUCUCAAUAUAGCUCACAGAGAUCUUAAGCCAGAAAAUCUGCUCUAUACCAGUUUGGGUAAUGAUGCUAUACUUAAGUUAACUGAUUUUGGGUUUGCCAAGGAAACGUUCUCGAAGGAAUCUUUGCAGACCCCUUGUUACACUCCAUAUUAUGUUGCUCCUGAGGUGCUGGGGCCAGAGAAGUACGACAAGAGCUGUGACAUCUGGUCAUUAGGUGUUAUAAUGUACAUUUUGCUUUGUGGGUUCCCACCCUUCUACAGUAAUCAUGGUCAUGCAAUAUCACCAGGAAUGAAGAAGCGCAUUCGCACAGGCCAAUAUACAUUUCCUAAUCCAGAGUGGGCCAAUGUAAGCCAAGAUGCCAAAGACCUGAUUAAGGGUAUGCUCCGUACUGACCCCGAGGAGCGUCUCACAAUCUUUGAUGUUAUGAAGAACAAAUGGAUUGUGCAAUACUCCGAGGUACCGCAGACACCACUUCACACCUCCAGGAUUCUUCGUGAGGAGGGAGACUUGUGGCAGGAAGUUCAGGACGAGAUGACUCGAUCUCUUGCUACCAUGCGUGUUGAUUACGACACACUCCAAAUUAAAACUUUAGACCAUGCUAAUAAUUCCCUACUUAGUAAGCGCCGUAAGAGGGCCACUGAUAACUGAAUGUGUACUGCAGAUAUAAAUUUGAGUAUGAUUGAAUAUCUCAUUUGCAAAGAAAAAAUGUUUUUCUUUAAGAUUGGAUUUGGAGUUUAUUCCAUCAUAACUGUCACAAAGUUAAAUGUAAUAAUAGGCAACUUAAGUUUUUCAGACUUGCCUAAGGUAAAGCACUGAUUGAUUUGUCUACAUUAAGUUUAUGAAGAGUAAUUAGCCAUGAAAUGUAAGAUUUUUCCAAGUAUUUACUCACUCACAUUGUGCUGUAAUGUACAGCAAUAAGGUAUUUAUAUAUAGAACAUACAAAGGGUUUAGCACUUCAGCUGGUUAUAACACUACUAAAAAGUGUGUGAAAGUGACAGUAGUAUUUGUAGUAACACAUUUAUUAAAAAUUAUGAAGAUAUAAUUUUGGUCAUGGGACCAUGUAAGGACCUGCAUGAAGAACUAGGGGUUGCGUACAUAUACACUAUGUACUCUGCUAUAUUUAACAAAUUAUGCAUAAAGCUAUUUUUCUGCAAUGAAAUGCAGUUAUUUUAAAAUAACCAUAUGUGAUUUUUGACAAUAUGUGGCAUUUAUACAAUGUUUGUCUUUUCACCGUUUCCUUAGAUAUUCAGACUCUUAUGUUUUCAAGGAAUCAGAUGUUUAAAGAUUUCCAAUAUUUGUCAUAUACAUCUCCUCAAAGUAAUGUCACCAUCUUCCAGUAGUAAUGGGAAUUUGUGUGUGGUUAAUGAUAAAAAAUGAUUUUAAUGCUGUAUUAAACAGGCCAAUGAAAUAAUGUUCAUUGAAGUAAUGUAUCCAUAAAUGUUUAGAUAACAUUGCCCUUAAUUUAUAAAUCACAUCUUUUUAUCUUCUACUAGGGAGCUAAUCUGAGGUCACUAAAGAGGAAUUAUUUAUGUAAAAUUUUGGUAUUGCACAAACGGGAGGGGCAUUGUGAUCGUCGGAAGUUCCAUUCCUUCAGCUUAUUAAAUGUUUGUUAAUGCUUGAGGAACACCGUAAUCGGUAGUGCCAUCCAUCUUCAUAAUGGUUGAGUGUGCGAGUAGCCAGUAUUUAAACAUCGGUAGUAUCUCAUUCACUCUUGAUAUCUCUUAACAAACAUACAUUGUGGUACAAAUAUGAAUGUAUGUAUAAUACAAGUUAAUAUUUUUAGAGAGGAACCAGUUGAUAAAAUGCUUAGCUAUCCUGGUUUACUUGUGAGAAGUGUACUAGCUAACAUAGGUAGAGAAGAUUGCUUGUGAGGAAUGGUAGCGUUAGCUCAUACGAGUGUUGUUGCAUUUUAGUGGCUAAGGGUAGUAAAUGCGGUCCUGGCAAUAGUAACAAGGUUAAGUGUCGUGUUCUGUAGCAAUAAUGACAGUUUGAACUGCAUAUUUUACAUUAUCAUCGCAUUUUCUAUUAAUAACUAAUUGGUUUAAUUAAUAUUUUAUAAUACAUAUGGAAAUGCUAUUUAUUCUCAUGUUUUUAUGAAACAAAACUGUUACAUACACCUGUGUGUAUGGUAUGAUCAGUAACAUACACCUGUGUGUAUGGUAUGAUCAGUAACAUACACCUGUGUGUAUGGUAUGAUCAGUAACAUACACCUGUGUGUAUGGUAUGAUCAGUAACAUACACCUGUGUGUAUGGUAUGAUCAGUAACAUACACCUGUGUGUAUGGUAUGAUCAGUAACAUACACCUGUGUAUAUGGUAUGGUCAGUAACAUACACCUGUGUGUAUGGUAUGAUCAGUAACAUACACCUGUGUGUAUGGUAUGAUCAGUAACAUACACCUGUGUGUAUGGUAUGAUCAGUAACAUACACCUGUGUGUAUGGUAUGAUCAGUAACAUACACCUGUGUGUAUGGUAUGAUCAGUAACAUGCACCUGUGUGUAUGGUAUGAUCAGUAACAUUCACCUGUGUGUAUGGUAUGAUCAGUAACAUACACCUGUGUGUAUGGUAUGAUCAGUAACAUGCACCUGUGUGUAUGGUAUGGUCAGUAACAUACACCUGUGUGUAUGGUAUGGUCAGUAACAUACACCUGUGUGUAUGGUAUGAUCAGUAACAUACACCUGUGUGUAUGGUAUGAUCAGUAACAUACACCUGUGUGUAUGGUAUGAUCAGUAACAUACACCUGUGUGUAUGGUAUGAUCAGUAACAUACACCUGUGUGUAUGGUAUGAUCAGUAACAUACACCUGUGUGUAUGGUAUGAUCAGUAACAUACACCUGUGUGUAUGGUAUGAUCAGUAACAUACACCUGUGUGUAUGGUAUGAUUAGUAACAUAUACCUUUGUGUAUGGUAUGAUCAGUAACAUACACCCAUGUGUAUGGUAUGGUCAGUUACAAAUUGUCAAUAUUUGUUAAAUUACAGGUAAUACCGGUAUAAUUUUUUGUUCUUGUUUAAAAUUUUAUUGAGAUUAAAUCUUAACUAAUACAUAGAUGUAUAUAAUAAUGCAUAAUUGCACAUUGGCCUCAAGUAUAUGCAUAAACUUUAUUUUAAGUUAAAAGUUUGCAUGCAUGUUAAUUUUGAGUGAUUUACAUAUGUAAAAAUAAUGUGUGCUCUGUAAUUUUAAUGUAUUAUUGUGAUGCUGACACUGUCACAUAUCAACAAACUUAACUUUUGCAUAAAUUGCCCAAUGAAAGUGUUUCAUGAAUUUUUUUUACUAAUUUAUUCUUAUGCAUAUAUAAGGUGUUGAUUAAUUUGUCAGUGUGCUUGACUUUUGUUCGUCUGUUUCUCCCGUCCUCAAAUCUUUUUAGAAAGUUUUUGUGACACGAGAAUAUACCGACAUGUUAUUUAGACUUAAAGGCACCGUUAAGCUAAUAAUCACAAUAUUGGAGUUGAAGCAGAGGUGGUUGUGUAUGUUAAGAGCCAUGUGUUAAUGUCACCCACUUGGAGCAUAUUGGCUAACUUGUGUUGUAUGUUGCAGUCCAUGGUUUUGUUUUAAAAUAUUGCAGUGCUAUACAGCCAUACUGGCUUUUUACUUUCUUUUCAUACUUGCAGCAUUAACUGUAAGUAAUUAAGUUGUGAAAUCCAGUUGUGUGCCGAAUGUUUAAUGAAAAUAAAUGCAUAUUUUUAUAUUAGUGCAUUUUUAUAGAAAACUGUAGGUUAUACUGUACUGUAAAUUGAUUCUUGCAUCUAAAACACAAUACUAAUUUUGCUCUAGGUUAAGUGUCUCUAAUUUGAUUGCAAUACUUGCUUCAUUUAGUUACUCCAGCACCAAGCACCUUCAACAAUAUAUCUGCUGCACAGUUCUCCAUUAUUUUGUUUACCCAUGUUCUUAACAUCUGAAAUUGGUCUGGUUUUCUGUAGCAGUUGUGUUAGUAGCUUAGUGAAUUGUCAGAAGGAGAAACUUGCUGGCUUUAGCACUGUAAAGUUAAUGGUAUGUUGAACUCAGGGGCUGUAAUUAUGAGAGGGUUGGUGAAGUGUAUGUUAAUUGAUAUAGAAAUGUGUUGGUCUCAGAUGCGUGUACAUGCACUGUUCAGUACAUAGAUUUAUAAAUUAGCUGCACUGCACACACAAACUUGAAAGCUUUGCCAUUGUGUAGGCUUGUCAAUUUAUAGGUUAAAAAUUAAUAAAUGACAAGGAGUUUUCUUUACAAAAUUUUAAUGUAAUUUUUUUGGGGGGUUAAUAGUUAUAAGAGUAAUUAUAACACUGCCAAAGACAGUUUUAGCUCAAAAGGUAGAAUGAAGAGUAUUCAAGACCCAAUGCCUUCCAUAGUUGUAUAUCUUAGUCUCUCACUUUAAACUUCCAAUUUCUGUAUUUCCCUGAGAACAUUGAGAGGGUGGCAAUGUUUACAACCUUUUCUAAUCAUAUCUUAAUGUCAAGCAUGUGUUAAGGCUGAACAGUAGUCAUAUUGUUACAGAAGAAAUAAGGUUAACAAGAAAAUAGUUGCAAUAGAUAUUUAAAUGAUACUGUAAAGAUGUGAACAUUUUUGAUGACUGUCAUAUAGAUGAAGGUUAGGGAAAUGGUAGGAGUUAAAACAGGCAAGCAGUGCCCAAGUGUAAGUCUUCUGUAAUGCCGAAGACUAUGGGGGUUUCGUGAUUCUGAUGGUUAUGAUGUGCUGAGGAUGCAACAUUUGCUGUACAGCGUGUCCAGAUGGCUGGGGUCACCUUUGUAUAUAUCUAUCCAUCACACUGUCAUUUGAUGUAAAGGAGGUACUUAGUUGUGCAUUUCAUUAAAUAAGAUGUUUCUAUAAAGUUUAUAAAAGGAAGCUUGUGAUAGGUUUAAGUGCAAGAUGGGGGCAGGAAAACUGUUUAGUGGUGGAUGUCAUUGUGACAUUAGAAUAGCAUUUGCAGUGAAUCAAGACUUGCAUUUAUUUUACAAGACAUUUCUGUAUUGUCAUGGUGCAGUUUAAAUAUCUGUGAAGCAUUUAAAAAGCAAUAACAGUAAUAUAUUAUUUUAAAGAAAAAUUAUGAUUCGUAAUAGGUAAAAAUUUGUAAAACAAGAAAGUAAAAUAAAAAAAUUUCGGUACAAAACAGGCUGCCACUGAUCAUACUAACCAAUAAGUUUGAGCUUUGUGGAGUAGCCAUUAACCAUUGUAAUACUGUACUUAGUGAAGCCAGCCAAAAAAAAAAAAAAAAAAAAAAUUGAUUUUUUCACAAAAUGACAACGGAAAAAUCAAGUGGAGCCAAGAAAAAUCGAAGUGAACACGUCUUUUAAGGCAGUCCAAGAAGGAAAAAUAAUAAAAUUUUGUUCAUGACAAUGUAAGCGUAAUAUCCAGCUGACAUUGCCACGAACAAAAUGAUUGAUUUUAAAUUGUCUUUCGAAUUGUCGCAAAUGAAAAGGGAUCAUAGACUUUUUUUUUUUUUUUUUUUUUUUUUUUUUUACUCAUUUUUUCCAUUAUUGUUUUGUGGGAAGAGUCAUUGUCUAUCUGGCUGGCACCCCUAAAUUUGUAAACAGCCAAUGACAGAUUUAUUCUCUCUGCAAGCUCAAACUUCAUGUUGGCUAAAUGUAUUUAGAUCAGUGGCAGCCUCUUUUGUAUGAAAAAAUAAUGUCUGCAGCAUAGGAAAAGUGAUGUAGAAAUUUAUUGAUCAAGUGGAAUAAGAGGAAACUCUUGCUGCCAGCCCAGUUUACAUGAUUCCUACAAACAAGCAACCAAAGUGCCUAAUGUUUCAUUUUAGCAAAAAGUUAAAUUUUUCCAACAAUUUUCAAAUGGUGGAACACCAAUGUUGGUUGUAAUUUGCCAGUGCAAGAGUUCUUAAGAAAUGUCGAGAUAUGAUGGUAAGAGGUGGGCAAUUUGACCAUUUAUAAAGUAAUGAAAGGAAAUGUGGUAUGGCAAAGUGUUAGUGAGAAAUGAUCUGUAACUUAAAUGGUUAAUAAAAUGUAGUGAACAUUCAA